Molecule: messenger RNA, 471 nt
Organism: Arachis stenosperma
Lineage: Eukaryota; Viridiplantae; Streptophyta; Magnoliopsida; Fabales; Fabaceae
Product: glutathione S-transferase T3-like
Exons: 2
Coding region: 1-471 (156 amino acids)
Source: RefSeq, a predicted model, not a curated record
AUGUUGAUCAGUGCAUGGUUAAAUGUUUCAACUGAUCCUGUAGUUGGUACCGAUCAAAAGAAGGAAACAUUUUGGAGUCGAAUUCAUAGCUACUGUAUUAACAAGGCUGUUGCACAAUUUGCUGGUUGCUACGAUCAAGCUAGUCGAAACAUAAAGAGUGGUUCGAACGCUGAUGAUAUAAAGGAGUUGGCUUAUAAACUUUAUUCCACAAAUUAUGGUCAAAAAUUCACUUUUGAGAGGCAUUGGAACAUGCUUCGGUUAGAGCAAAAAUGGAGGAGCCAACUACCUACACAGAGUGGCAGCUCAAAGAGAACCAAGGUUAGUGCAACUGGAGCAUACUCAUCCUCAUCAAACCCAGAAACACCGUUGGCUAACGAGCCUGAUGUGGACUCUCCCGUUCGCCCACAAGGAUCAAAGAAGAGCAAGCGAAAAGGUAAGGGAAAAGCACAAAUGUCUGAAGAUUUUAGCUAA